Molecule: messenger RNA, 737 nt
Organism: Umbelopsis ramanniana AG
Lineage: Eukaryota; Fungi; Mucoromycota; Umbelopsidomycetes; Umbelopsidales; Umbelopsidaceae
Exons: 1
Coding region: 254-442 (62 amino acids)
Source: RefSeq, a predicted model, not a curated record
CUCGAUGACCCCUUGCAUAACAUGCAGUCGAUCAACGGUCCAGGGUAUAUGCUCUUUCUCACGGUGGGAUCGUUUAUUAGCGUUCUUGCUCUUAAUAAACCAGUUGUUCAACGCCAUCGUGCAAAAAUACAAUUUACACAUACCCAUCUAACGAGUCUAGAGUCCGUGUAGUUUCCAUCAACUCAGUUAGGACCCUUUCAAUCUGGCUACCGCAACCAACAUGAUCUGUGGGAAUCCCCAUACAAAUUAAGGUAUGUCAAAAUUAAAAAUAUCUCAGAAUAUUUAUAUUGCCAUAAUGCACCUAUCUUCGCAGCUGCACAAGAGCAUCUUUAGAUUUAGUAUUGCUGCGCUGGUUUUGAUACUCCUCUGCUAUUGCUGGGACUGCUAUGUCUGUCCACAAGGAGUUGGGAAUUUCGAUACAUUGAAUACCGGCCAAGCUUGAAAAUGAAGUGGUAUCAGAGCUAUCAACGAGCGAUGAUAUCUUGUUGAAUAUUCAUUCCUAAGACCAAGUGCUCAUAGUGUCAUUACGCGAAGUAUGCUGGAAAAGGAUCAUCAGAAAAUACGUCGAUGUCAACAAAGUGUUACGCUCAUCACUGUUCAACAAAUGACAGAAAAGGGAGUUGUUUGGCAAAUCGAAUGACAUAGUCUUUAAAUCUUUCUUUCUAGUCUAUCAAUGAAGAGCUUUUACAAUGUAUCAUCACAUAUCCCUUGAGAUACUGUAGCGACUUCCGUGAUAC